Messenger RNA from Gasterosteus aculeatus aculeatus (three-spined stickleback), 5472 nucleotides. It is a transcript of the gene dlec1, whose product is annotated as DLEC1 cilia and flagella associated protein. The record is from RefSeq and is a predicted model, not a curated record. Gene Ontology annotation, cellular component: cytoplasm; cilium. Gene Ontology annotation, biological process: negative regulation of cell population proliferation. Lineage: Eukaryota; Metazoa; Chordata; Actinopteri; Perciformes; Gasterosteidae. Gene Ontology annotation, molecular function: tubulin binding.
ACAAAACGGAAAGCUUCUUCUCAAGGAGUUGCUGUGCUGCCCCAUGGCCUUCCCUGUCCUAUCCCGGACCACUCUGGUGCUGGAAAAACCUGAUCAUGUCUUUUUCAGUCAUCGCCCCACAGCGGACGCGCCUUUAGCUGUUGCUAUGGAAACCAUGGGUACACAAACAUGGCGGACACCAUCGAGCGCCGGACGUCUUUGCUAAACUAGCCGCUGUGUGUUUGUAGGCUCAUCUAAAGCAUCGUUUAGUCAUUUUAACUUCACGAGUGGGCGCACACACCAUGCAAGACGAACCAGAGACGCGAGAAACAUCGCGUCCCGAUCCGUCCUCCGACGCUCACAGGCCCGCGUCGGGACAGUCACAGGACAUUUCUCAUCUGUUAGCGAGCGCUUUUAAGGACCUGUACACAAGAGACAUCAUCGGGAGAGACACUUUGUCCAGCCUGGUGAAGACCAACAAGGGGCGAAGCAGCCACCAUGACACAUAUGUUGCAGAGUUGCAGCAGGCUCAUUGUGAAUACGACCGGCGUAUAAAAGAGGCCGACAUGCUGGAGAGUCACAUCAUCCAGGCCAGAGCGCGGGCGGCCACCGCAGAAAGCGCGGCCUAUGAGAGAAUGAAAGAGGAGAUGGGGGGUGUUCGGGAUCCCCGGACCCUUCUCACAGUCAAUUCCGCCUUUUCAUGGUGUGUGGACAAUGAUCUUCUCAAAAUGAACGGCCUGAUUUCCCCCCAGGACUACUUACCUACACAAAAACCACAAUAUAGAGCCCCAGCACCAAUAAAAUCGAAUCCCGCCAAACCUACCAUCGCCUACGCCAUGCAUGUGUCCAAAGAGCCUCAGGAUGAUGGGUAUACUCUAAUGCCCAGCCCAGGAAAGGUCGUCCAAGGAAUGAACGAGUCAAAACGCAGCCCGACUCUCGACUCCAGCUCAGAUAUCGCAAAGAGUAAGAAAUCUACCCGAGAGAGGGCCGACCGGUCUAAAGCCAGGCCAAAGUGGAAGGAUGAGCCAAGCGCAGUGGAUCGGGCAGAGGGAUGCGAAAAACUUCAGAGGCUGAAAGAUCGCCAGAACUUCCUACGCAAUCCUCGCUUCCUUCCAACGAACGCACAGCAGGGUGGCACAUCCCUCGUCCAUCCCAGAACAAACUAUAACUAUAGUAACAGAAGCUCGGCGGAAAAUCCUCCCCCAGCCUUUCUGGCAAAGCCUUCAGAGGUGCUUUUCACUGACUACAGUGUGGGACACGUUUAUGAGACCACUCUGGAGCUGAAAAACCUGACUUCGGCGAGCCGCACUCUCCGAGUCAUCGCUCCUACCACUCCUUACUUUUCUAUUGGCCUGGGGAGAUUCCCUGGUGAGGGUGGUGUGGUCGCCCCAGGGAUGAGUUGUAAGUACACGGUGCGCUUCGCUCCGGAAUCCUUGGGGGACUACGAGGACCAAAUAGCGGUGGAGACCCAUGCUGGACAACGUUUCUGGGUUCCCGUCGCAGCCAGAAGACCCCCCCCAAUACUCACACUGCCAAGAGUUCUGGACUGUGGUUGUUGCCUGAUCGGAGGAGUGCGAUUUGUUGAGUUCUUGUGCCGAAAUGUAGGCUUCAGCGCCGGGACCUUUUGCAUCAUCCCAAAGAACCAGUGGCCAGCCUCGAACCUCAGGUCCGUGGCAAGGACUUUUUUCUGUGAGCAGCCGCCGUUUGCAAUCGGCCCGACUCUUUUUGCACUUCAGCCAGGAGAGGCCACUGUAGUGGAGGUGGCGUUCUUUCCCAUCGCUGCCGAGAGGAGCCGUCAGGCGUUCACUAUUGUGUGUGACAACUGCCAAGUGAAAGACAUUUCCAUUGAAGUGCCUGUAUUCCUGCGUCUCCCAGGUGAGGGCCAGCUGAUUGCACUCCAGCUUCUGUCUGUAUCUGGGAGGAAGGAGCCCCCUGUGGUGGCAGAGGUGCAUGACCUCACUGCGGAGCACUUUGUCCGCUUCGGCCCGUGUAACCCUCACUCUGUGCAAGAGAAGAAAGUCACCAUUAGAAACAAUGUCCACUUGGAGCUGCCUUUCCACUGGCAGAUCGUGAAGCCAAAGCUGCACCCAUUCCUUCCCGGGGAAACCCUGGAGUCUUCCCACGUCCAGGUCCACCUGGCCGCGGACAAGGUUUUCCAUGUCAGCCCCCUGACAGGAGUCCUGCCCCCCUGCCAGGAUCAAGAGUUUUUAUUCACCUUCUGCCCUAAACAAUUGAAGGAUUAUCACAGUGUCUGUCACUUAGUCCUGAAGGAUGUUCCCCAUCUGCCACCAGAUUCCACUGACAAUGGUGUUCUUCAGCCCGUGCGCAUCGGGGCUACCGCGGGCGAUGUCAUCGCCAUGGAGAUAGAGGUGAAGGGAUCAACAGAGCCGUACCAGGUCCUACUGGAGCCCUACGCUGUUAUUAUCCCCGGGGAGAUUUUUAUUUCCUCCACCACCCGCAGGAAAUUCAAGAUGUGGAACCACAGCAAAACCUGCAUCUUUUUCCAAUGGGAGAGAACGAGCAGCAGCAGCCACAUAAUGGAAGUGGAGCCCCCUGCUGGCAGCAUAGAGGAAAACGAGUGUUUCGAUUUCGACCUGAUCUUAAGUGGCGGGAAACCAGAGAAGGUUGUGACCAGCGUGGUCUGCCACAUAGAGCACCGCCACGAGCCCGUCACUCUGCCCGUCGAAGUCUGCUUUAAAGGUCCCACAUUGACCCUCAGUGUGCCCAGUGUGGACUUUGGGCUCAUGAAGCUCGGGGAGCAGACACACACCGCCGUGCUCCUGACUAACGUCACCCAGCUGGAGGCCUCCUGGACACUGAAGGAGCGGUGUGACAGUCAGCAGGACCACCAGGACGCACAGGUCUCAGUGGAACCAGGCGGAGGAGUGCUGCUCCCCUUGGCCUCUCGCAGGGUGGAGGUGCGAUUCCGUCCUCGCGUCUGCCAGCGGUAUGAAACAGAGCUGGAGCUGGCGGUGGAGAAUGGAACCGGAUGUCACCUGACGGUGCGGGCGGAUGUGCACUCCCCCCGGGUGUGUCUGCUCAACUGCCGGCUGCUCUUCUCUGGACUCCACGUGGGAGUUCCCGCCGAGGCCAGCGUCACUCUCUUCAACCAGACCCCGCUGCCCUCACGCUUCAGCUGGAUGGCUCAGCUCCAGGGUAAACAGGCCCAGAUGUGUGCAGCCAGGUUUGAGCCCUCUUCUGGCACCCUGGGGCCUAAUGUUAGUUUGCAGAUCCGAGUACAUUUCAUCUCUCACACAGAUCUGGAUCUGACUGAGGUGGCUGCUCUCUGUGAAGUCCAGGGGAUGAGUUCUCCUCUCGUUGUUGCAAUCACGGCUUCCAAAACCCAAACUCUCAGAGUGUCCUACUCACUGCCCACAGUCUGCUCUCCUCCAGAUGGAGGCAGCCCCUCGAAACUGUUGCUUGACUUUGGCGGCGAUGUCAUCUUACGCCAGGCCGUAACCAAGCAGUUAUUGAUAACCAAUGAAACUGCCAUCGCUGCCCCUUUCCACAUAGAGGCGGAUUAUUUCACCGGCCGUGCUUCGAAGCCAGAUGUGCGGUCAGAGAAAAGAUUGAGGUACGUGAAGAAGCCCCUUCACUCUGUUCAAGCCCAGAAAGAAGCAGAAAAAGCACUCGAGGAGUUUGUUAGCGGCCUGCUGGCUCACGGAAAAGGCGCAGCGUUCUUUGUCCGGCCAGACUCCGGCAUGCUGGGACCUUUUGAGACCCAGACUGUGGAUGUCACCGCCUACACGGACAUGUGGGGCGAAUACAGAGAUCACCUCGCGUGCAAAGUGGGGGACCUCCGGCCCACGUUCAUUCCCAUGCAGAUGACGGUGACGGGCUGCCCGCUCUACUUCCAAGCGACAGGCCCACGGCCACACAGACAGAAGCAGGCUCCAGUAACGCAGUUUGGCACUCACGUAUCCGGGGGCAACGCGGCGUCUCGUUCUCUUCGCGUCAACAAUCCGACCACGUUCGACAUUCGCUUGGACUGGGAGACAUAUAACGUAGAGCAGAAUGACGAUAAACUGGUGGACCUCGUGGUGGCGUACGGAGACGCAUUCCCAGUUAAAGAUGCUGAUGGCAACGAGCUGUUAAGUGCGGCCUCAAGCGUCUCUGGUGGGAGCGUUCAAACAGCCCGGCAAAGAAAUACGACCCCGGGUUCUGAGGGGACGAGCUCCUCCGUCUGUAGCGUGGCCCGCGAGGAAGAGGAGGAACAUGUGUCCGAGGAUGACUGCGGUGAAGAGGAAACCCGUCUCUAUCCCGCUCCUGCGAAGAAGAAAUUGAUCUCCGUUCGCAUCAGACCUCACGUGGGGACCCUCUUGGAUUACCCAUACUGCCUCACACCCAAGCAAAUGGUGAUUCCGGCAAAGAGCAGCAGCACCAUCUGUGUGUCUUUCACUCCUUUGACUGUUUCCGGGUCGGGUUGCGAGGUCACAUGUGCGGGCCUGGCUCUGGGCUUCAUGAGUCUGGACUCCGAGGCGGCGGCCUGCGUCCCGGGUAAAGUUGGAAGAGCGCAGGGUUUGGAUUUGGACCCUGUCAGAAUGAAUCUACUAGCAGCCAUUAAGCCUGCAGCGCUGUUGGUGCAGAUAGACGAGGACGACGGGGUGCUGGGCUUUCACGCCUCGGCAGGUGAUUUAGUGAGAGCAGAAUCAGAGGAGCUGGUGGUUCGUGAAUUUGACACCACGCGGGGCUUUCGGUUGAGAAACAACUGUGAAAUGGCCCUACACUUCAGGCUGGAGACUCAGCCUCCCUUCAGAGUACUCGAGCAGCAGCUUCAGCACCGGGCCGGCGCCCGCAGCAACCCACCGACCUUUGACAGCCGCUUUCUGGUGCUUCACCCUCAGCAAAGCAUGCAGGUGACGGUGGCCUUCCGCUGCUCCCUGCCCCUUCUGGAUCAUGCAGACCAGGCAGGCGAGGAGGCCCCUCCUGGGGUGAUGCUGAUCCAGUGUGCAAGACGGGGAAGGAAGCUGAAGUUCCAGCAGAACCUCUUUAUUCUCCACAGCAGCAACAGCCUGCAGACGGUGCCCCUCUGCGCCCAUUUGUCGCUCGCCACAAUGCGACUGUCCAGGGAAGGCGUGGACUUUGGGUUCUGCUACGUGGGGCAGACACGGAUAAUGGAAGUCAACCUCUGCAAACACGGAGCUCACACCUACUGGGAAUCCGUUAUAGAGGCCGAGCAGGGAGACUCUGGUGCGUUCAGUGUGACUCCAGACUUUGGGCUUCUCGGCUCAAAGGAGCUCCACGUCACCAGCUGCAGUCAGUGCCUCCAGAUCGGCUUCGCUCCCAGUGAGGACAGAGAGUUCAGGGCCUCUGUGGUAAUCCGGUCCCGUCUGGUGAAGACCCCCCUCCGUCUGCAGCUGCAGGGAGCGGGAUCCUAUGACGAGGUCUACAGGUCCAACUAGAUCGCAGACACGCGAUCACCGCCUGCUCUCCCCAAAGCAACCGGUGCAUUGGUUCUUAUGCAAGAAUGUGAAUAAAUAUGAAGAACAACUA